Molecule: messenger RNA, 337 nt
Organism: Rhodamnia argentea
Lineage: Eukaryota; Viridiplantae; Streptophyta; Magnoliopsida; Myrtales; Myrtaceae
Product: (+)-cis,trans-nepetalactol synthase NEPS2-like
Exons: 1
Coding region: 2-307 (101 amino acids)
Source: RefSeq, a predicted model, not a curated record
GAUGUCUAAGCACGCCGUGCUGGGUCUGGCGAGGUCAGCGAGCAAGCAACUCGGAGCCUAUGGUAUACGGGUGAACUGUGUCUCCCCUGGAGCGAUCGCCACUCCAUUGCUCCGUGGAGCGCUCGGCGUGAGCAAGGAGGAAGGCGAGAGGAUGUUCGAAUCCAGGUCAUGCUUGAAAGGAGUGCUGAAAGCGAAGCAUGUGGCCGACGCCGUGGUUUUCCUCGCGUCCGAAGAGGCGGAAUUCAUCAACGGCCACAAUCUGGCGGUCGACGGAGGAUGUAAUGAUGGUCUAUCCCAGGGGAUCUAGAAAUAAAUGGUUGCAGUCUCUUUAACUUGC